This is a messenger RNA of Ictalurus punctatus (channel catfish), 5133 nucleotides long. RefSeq names its product glyceronephosphate O-acyltransferase (gene gnpat). Gene Ontology annotation, cellular component: mitochondrial membrane; peroxisomal membrane. NCBI's taxonomy places the organism in Eukaryota, Metazoa, Chordata, Actinopteri, Siluriformes, Ictaluridae. The record is from RefSeq and is a predicted model, not a curated record. Bases 132 to 2138 code for a protein of 668 amino acids. Gene Ontology annotation, biological process: ether lipid biosynthetic process. The transcript has 16 exons. Gene Ontology annotation, molecular function: glycerone-phosphate O-acyltransferase activity.
UUUGACACCACCCAUGUGUGGUCAGGCUGAGCAGCUAGCAAGGGAGAUGUUUGAAUUGUCAACUUUACAGUUGGAUAUUUUUGGGGAUUGUAAGGUUUAGCACUCAUGGUUUGGUAGGUUGUCGACUCAAAAUGGCGUCCAAAGUACUUUACUCGCUCAGAGAUCCGGUCUCUAAGAAGAGGGAUGAUUUCGAGGACAUCCUCGAGGAAAGAAGGAACUCCAGUGAUCUGAGAUACGCUCUCAAGUGCUACACGCCUGCGGUGUAUAGAAACCUGGUUCCCUGUACAGCCAGCAUGCUGAAAAACCUCGUCCUCGAGUCCGAUGCCCUGCGAUACGUCAUCAACCAGGUGUCGGUGGAGAGCGGCGAGUCUCCAGAGACCGUCCAGGAGGAGGCGUCUCAGGUGCUGGAGGAGAUGGCUCACCGCUUGCAGCUCAGCACCAUCCGCUUCUUCGCCUUGACGCUCAGCAAAGCCUUCAAAGCGCUUUAUCGCAGCGUACGGGUCAACGAGGAGGGCGUCCAGAGACUCCAGCAGGCCAUUCAGGAGCAUCCGGUGGUGCUUCUGCCCAGUCACCGCAGCUACAUGGACUUCCUGAUGAUGUCCUACCUGCUGUUCACCUAUGAUCUGGCUCUACCCGUCAUCGCUGCAGGAAUGGAUUUUAUGAGCAUGAAGUUUGUGGGAGAGAUGUUGCGCAUGUCAGGAGCGUUUUUUAUCCGUCGUUCAUUUGGAGGAGAUAAACUCUACUGGGCUGUGUUCUCUGAAUAUGUGAAGACCAUGCUGAGGAACGGGUACGCGCCAGUCGAGUUCUUCCUCGAAGGGACCAGGAGCCGAACGGCAAAAUCGCUCACCCCGAAGACAGGUCUGCUGAAUAUAGUCAUGGAGCCGUUCUUUAAAGGUGAAGUCUUCGAUGUGAACUUGGUUCCUGUGAGUAUAAGCUAUGAGCGAAUUCUAGAAGAGUCUCUGUAUGCACGUGAGCUGCUCGGAGUACCCAAACCCAAAGAGUCCACGUCUGGUCUGUUGAAGGCCAGGCGGAUCCUCAGUGAGGACUUUGGCACUAUGCACGUGUACUUCGGCGCUCCGGUGUCUGUGCGUAGCCUGGCGCAGGGCCACAUCAGCCGCUCCCAGUACAACCUGGUGCCCAGACACGUCCCCCAGAGGCCGGUGGCGGACACUCAGGCGUUUGUGAAUGACGUAGCGUUUCGCCUGGUGCGGCUGCAGGAGGAGAACAUGGUGCUGAAGCCGUGGGCGCUGAUCUCCACACUGCUCCUUCAGAACCCCGACGGCGUGGAGCUGUCCGCUCUCACCCAGCAGGCAGACUGGCUCCGGCACCUCGCGCUCAGCUUCGGGGCCUUCCUGGACUGGCCAGAUGGGGAGCCGUGCAGUAAGGUGAUAAGCUCCAGCCUGACCAUACACAGAAACUUGGCGCGUGUGUCUGAGGGGCGUGUGCGCCUGGUCGUUCCUGAGGCGUCGGGGGCGGAGCUGAGUGCAGAAGAGGCGGAGUUUCACCGCGCGGUCAGCGUGCUGUCCUGCGCGUCCUACAGGAAUCAGUCGCUGCAUGUGUUCGUGAGGCCGGCUCUCCUCGCUGUGGCCAUGCAAACCGCCAACUCCAACAGGAGAGACGAGCUCUACAAAAGCUUUAACAUCCUGCGGAACAUAUUCUCCAAUGAGUUCAUCCUCUGCCCCGGAGCCUCAGUGCAGGACUUCGAGGAGGCAUGUUACUUGCUGGUGAAGUGCGGCGCAGUCCAGGAGCUGAAACAAGAGGUCGUGAUGUCAUCGAGCGGACAGACGACACUGUCCUUCCUGUGUUCGCUGCUGGAGCCGUUCCUGCACGGCUACCAGGUGGUGUGUAGGUGUCUGUGUGAAGACCCGCAGGAGGAUCUUCCCGAGAAGAACUUUGUUCCUGCCGUGAGGAACUUUGCUCUCCAGCUCAUCCUAGCAGGAAGUCUGAGGUAUUACGAAGCCUUGUCGUCCGAUUUGCAGAAAAACGCUCUGGCUGCACUGAUACGGCUGAACGCUGUCAAGCAGCUCAAAACUGGCGAUCGGGUGUUGCUAAAGAUCGACAAGAUGGCCGUGAACUCGUUGGAGGACGCGCUGGGGGGUAACAUUCCCACCCAGAAGCCUGUCCUCGCUCGGCUGUAAGCGCGCACGCACACACACACACACACACACACACACACACACUCCUCUUGAUGUGUGCCUCAACUGCCUUCAUUAGCAUAAUUGUUUGCGUCAAGGCUUUACCAACUACAAGGACUGUUUGUCAUCGAGCUUUAAGGAGCCGUAACCAUCUGGGACACGCUCUCUCUCUCUACACACACACACACACACACACACACACACACACACACACACACAGUCUCAGUGUUAGUAUCCUGCUGUGUGAGCAGUGCUUCAGUUUUUAACUGCUUUGAACUUUCAUCUUCAGCCGUUAUUCUUUCUGGUCUCGCCAAAUGGACUCAGUUACUCUUCUGUCUUUUUUUUUUUUUUUUUUUUUUUUCCUUAUGAUUGAUAUUUUUUAAAAAGAAUGUUUGCCCAUUUUAUUUAUGUUGUUUGUUUGUUUGUUUUUUUGCACACAUAUAAAUCCAGUGUUUUUAUUUAAUGGAUUUUUUAUUAUUUUUUUCCUGCUUGACCGGAAUCAGGUGCUCGUAUUUUGUGUCCUGAUAAAACGCCGCCAUGAAAAGGCGGACCGUCGUUUUCCAGAGGAGAAUAUGCAGGCAACCUAAAAGAAAGAAAGAAAAAUUGUAUCCAAAAGAAACAACAGCAUUAUUUGUCUGUCGUUAAGCUAGUUUAUACAGUCGGUAAGAUGUUUGGUUUAAUGUCCUUGAUAUACUGUGGGUUCUAUUUUCUUAUUUUGUAAGAAUUGAGUUAGGAGAGAUAUCUGGUUAACGUUUAGAUUUUUGGUUCAUUUGAACUUUGGUCUAGGAUAUCCAUCCUUCCAUCCAUUUUCUGUACCACUUAUCCUGCACAGGGUUGCGGGGGACCUCGAGUCUAUCCCAGGGGACUCGGGGCACAAGGCGGGGACACCCUGGAUGGGGAUAAACCCAUCGCAAGGCACUGGUCUAGGAUAUUUUCCACAAAAUGUGGAUUUAGUCUGCGAUAUGCUGUUUAAGCAACUACAACAAGUUUGGGUUUGGUCUGGGAUGUCUGGCUAAAGUUUGGAUUUGGUCUGGGAUGUCUGGCUAAAAUUUGGAUUUGGUCUGGGAUGUCUGGCUAAAGUUUGGGUUUGGUCUGGGAUAUCUGGCUAAAGUUUGGAUUUGGUCUGGGAUAUCUGGCUAAAGUUUGGAUUUGGUCUGGGAUGUCUGGCUAAAAUUUGGAUUUGGUCUGGGAUAUCUGGCUAAAGUUUGGAUUUGGUCUGGGAUAUCUGGCUAAAGUUUGGGUUUGGUCUGGGAUAUCUGGCUAAAGUUUGGAUUUGGUCUGGGAUAUCUGGCUAAAAUUUGGAUUUGGUCUGGGAUAUCUGGCUAAAGUUUGAAUUUAGUCUGGGAUAUCUGGCUAAAGUUUGGAUUUGGUCUGGGAUAUCUGGCUAAAGUUUGGGUUUGGUUUGAGAUAUCAUGCCAAGGUUUGGAUUUGGUCAGAAGUGCCUGAUUUAUACUUGGUCUGGUAUAUCAGACUAAAAGUUUGGGGUUUUCUCUGGGAAUUUGGUGGGGGGGGGAAUGGUUAACUUGGAUUUGGUAUGGGGUGUCUGAUUACUUGCGCAUUGUGGUUUUUAUCUGUGUACGUCGGACUCUAAUCGUUAGUUAUAUCGAUUCUAUACUCGCGUAUACACCCAUGUUUACAGUGUGCUUUAGCCAUAGUUCAGUUUCUCUCCAUGUUAAAGUUCAGCCAUAUGGCGAGAAUACCACAUCCCAAAACUAAGCAAUUUUUUUUAAUGUAAAAUUUCUAUACAAUAUAUUUCACAUAAUAUUCCUAACAUAUCAUAAAGUGCCAACAAAGCAGUGAAACAUCUCAUGAAAAGCUACGCAUCAAAUACACAACAGUCUCGUUUCUCGUGACAUAAUUUACGGCGAUAUUGACGGCAUACCGUCACCGUAAAAUCAAGUGUUUCAUCUUUAUAUAGCAGAGCCGUUGCUCUCAUACUGUGACUCGCGGAUAUCGGUGAGCUUUUCGUUUUAUAGAAACGUGUUGAUAAACGGGGAAUCAUUGAUGCACACAAUUCAUACCUAUCAUAAUAAAAAAAUAUAUUAUUAAGCACGUCAUAAGCACAUCAUUGCAGAUCAAAGCAGAAAGGAGAUGAUGUCAUGAUAAUGGUAGUUGUUUGUUGCGGACUGUAUGUGAGCCAUUCUGCACCGAAAUAUUACUUUAAAAAAAAAACAACAACACCACAAUUGUCAGACAAUGUCUUCAGAUGCCACUGACUAGUGAUCAGGCCACCUUUACAGAUUUUAACCUUUGACCUGUGUCUUACAGUUGUCUUGAAGUACACAACGUUUGUCAUAAAACAUAUAUGCUAGCUAGAGUGCACUUAGCAUAUGUUCACAUGCUAGUCAUCGCUAACAGUGUUUCGGUUGAGUUUUAUAGUGCAGAGUUCAGGUUAUGUACGUGUGAUUUUUGUAUAAUUAACAACUGUACAGCUGAUUGUACAAAAAAAAAGUUCAUUAUUAUUUUUAUUAUUAUUAUAAUGUGCCAAAUGUAUUUUGAAACUCAAUUUACUAAAGUCCACUCAGGGCGUUUUGAAAGUUUUUUUUUGUUUUGUUUUGUUUUGUUUUAAUUUUAUUUUUUAAAUACUUUGUUGAACAUUGCUUUAAAACCUGGAGUCUUCUCCAGAAGUCCAUCCAUUACAGACCUACCCACCCAAGUGAACUCUUUUACUUUAGGACACGUCUUCUGAGUUCCUGUUUUUAGGUCCCGCUUUUCUGGGACGAUUCUUUAAUAAAAACCUAUGCUGAAGAGCUGAAGUAAAGCAUGUCUGUAAACCCCAUGAUAUUUCCACCGUAACGUCUUUGCCUACAGCAAACUCUUUUGCCAAAGUCAUUUCCUGUUACUGAGGUUUGUAUGCUUUCGGUUUGCGGUGCGUUUGGAGCAUUAAUGAUUCAGUCUAAUUUCACGGUUUGACAAUGUUUGUCUAAUGAAUAAUGAUUAUAUGGUGUGUGUUUGGUAUUAAAUCUGUAAUGACAAUAAAGUUUGAUAAUCGAGUGUG